Molecule: messenger RNA, 3758 nt
Organism: Pecten maximus
Lineage: Eukaryota; Metazoa; Mollusca; Bivalvia; Pectinida; Pectinidae
Product: progestin and adipoQ receptor family member 3-like
Exons: 7
Coding region: 404-1387 (327 amino acids)
Cellular component (GO): membrane
Molecular function (GO): signaling receptor activity
Source: RefSeq, a predicted model, not a curated record
GGUUUUCAAGCGUCGCACACGACAUUGCUCGGAAUAUAAACAUGGCUGUGUGUAGCGUGUAACAUGUCAAGGAAAAAGUCGAAGUUGUACUAGCAUUGUAAGAGGUGUAGGCAUAACUCAUAAUGAUGAGUUCAGAAAAAUGCGUUUUAUUUACACUGUUUAUUCAGUUCAGUUAGCGUCAAACUUCUUAGUUCAAUAUUGAAAAAGCAUUAUAAAUACAGGCUACCAGUGUCCUGUUUCUUGGUCUGCAUGGUAACGUGAUACCAAAACAGGUACCAACCAGCAGAGAGAUGUUUAACAUACACUAGGCGUAGUGUAAAUAUUUUACGGUUUUAUUUUUUAUUCCUAUGCAUAGGAUAUACUGUUAUAUUGAUAGAUACGCGGGGCACAUUAUUAGUGGAGCAUGGGACGCUUCGGAGAAAACCUCAACUUCCGACCUUUGUCAUCUGGGCAAACGCUGGUCAAGCGCGAUUCUUACCAGAUACUUGACAUUGAGAUUGACAGGGGCAUUGAAACAUGUGGGACAAACUUUUGUGAUGCUCACGAGAAGGAAAUACCGCUGUUCAAAUAUAGUGAAAUACCAGACUUCUUGCAAGGAAAUCCAUAUGUAGUCAAGGGUUAUAGAGUGUUUCUGCCGUUUAGCUUGUGCUUAAAAAGUUUAUUUGUCUGGAACAAUGAGACAAUCAACAUCUGGUCUCACCUGGUGGGUUUCAUCGCAUUCUUCUUCCUGAUGUUUUAUGACAAUAUUAUUGUGCUACCCAUACUUAAAUCAUCUUACACUGACCACGUUAUUGUCACACUGGGGCUCUUCUGUUACCAGUUUUGUAUGUUGUGUUCGACGGGUUUCCACAUGUUUGCAUGCCAUUCAGAAAGAGCGAGUAAGCGAUGGCUGGCAAUAGACCUGACAGGAAUCUCUAUAGGAGUCAUCGGCUGUUAUCUACCAGCUGUUCAUUACGCUUUCUACUGUCUCUCGAUUUGGCGUGACAUCUAUUUAUUCAUCAUCACCUGUUUGUCAAUAUCAACCUUCUUCAUGAUGCAGAACCCCAGAUAUUUCUCAAAUGAGUGGAGUAAUAAACGUAUAAUGGUGUAUGUAGGACUAGGAGCCUAUGGAGUUCUACCAACAAUCCACUGGAUAUAUCUAAACGGGGGCAUAUCAGCUGAUAUAGUACAGUUAUUCGUGCCAAAGAUAGUAGUAAUGUAUAGCCUUGGAGUGAUGGCAUUAGGGUUUUAUCUCACCAAAUUCCCAGAACGCUUUGUUCCCGGUCUGUUUGACUUUGUAGGCUCUAGCCACCAGUGGUGGCAUGUUAUAGUGGUUGCAGCCUUCACCUUUUGGCACUAUGCUGGACAGGAUUUAUUGUUGUAUCGAAUCAACCACCCAUGUCAAUAAGGAAGGAUAAAUGAAUGUCGAAUCAACCACCUAUGUCCUAAGGACAGGAUAUAUUGCUGUAUCGAAUCGACCAUCCAUGUCCUCAGGACAGGAUAUAUUGCUGUAUCGAAUCGGCCAUCCAUGUCCUAAGGACAGGAUAUAUUGCUGUAUUGAAUCGACCAUCCAUGUCCUAAGGACAGGAUAUAUUGCUGUAUUGAAUCGACCAUCCAUGUCCUCAGAACAGGAUAUAUUGCUGUAUCGAAUCGACCAUCCAUGUCCUAAGGACCGGAUAAAUGAUUAUAAUGAAUCUGCCACCCUGUCCUGUGUUACAAAGGACAGAAUAUGGUUACAGGAAAAGAGGAUCUCUGUGAACAGUUAUGGUGGUAGAAUUGGGUACAAUGAAGGCAUUUAACUACUGGAUGUAAGAAAUACAAAGUGUGAGCUGUCCUGCUAGUUUUCAGUGAUGUUAUCAUGGGUGACGAUUGAAUCAUGAGAGAAAAAUGCUGCAAAGAGUGUGACAUCAAGUUGACUCUUUUGAGAGGACUAUUUAUUUAUUUUGUACAUUUUAAACAAUAUGAGAGAACAGGUACUAAGUUAUUUUUAGGAUUUACAUUCAUUGAAUUAUUACAUUUUAUUAUCAGUACUCUGGACCAUGUUUAUAGCAUUUAAAGUAUUUUGCAUAAUGAUUUCGAUAUUUGAAAGUUUAAGUAUUUCUUUGUACUUAAAAUUAAUUGUUAUUAGAUUUUGUACUUCAAUAGAUUCAUGGGAUUUUUUUUUCAAAAUCUUUAUUCAUCGUGCCAAUUAUCGUAAUUAUGAAUUUAUAAAAAUGAGACAAUGCAAGUAUAAAUAGGCAUUAACUUAUAAUUUGUACUUGUUAUAGGUGUAUGAUAUAAUAAUAAGGGGUCUAUAUAGAUAUCCUUACCUACUAGAUCAGGUUUAUGAUAUAAUAAGGGGUCUAUAUAGAUAUCCUUACCUACUAGAUCAGGUUUAUGACAUAAUAAGGGGUCUAUAUAGAUAUCACUACUAGAUCAAGUGUAAUAAGAGAUUUGUUCAUUGAUGUCCUCAACAACUUCCAACACAACACCCAAAUUAUAUGAUAUAAGACUCAGGAAAAUAUUCUUCCAUUACUAUCUUCUAUCAAACAGGAGCAUCCAUGUCAUUUCAAAGGCAAACUAGUUUCUUUUUGUGUAUUCCAUUAGUUUUAUUACAUUUUGAUCACAAUUUAGUCACAGUCUUGAAAUGCCUUUUGUUAAUUUAUGUCCCAAGUAGAUGAUCGAUAGUGUUUGACAGAUAUUAUUUAUACUAUGUACAUGUGUAUUCUGUGAUCUUGUUGACACAUACAUUCCUGCUUUGUCCAUUAUAUAAUUGACCUGUUUAUCCUAUGUAAGAUCUACCAAAUUGUCCGGGUUAUUGUUUUACUUCAGCUGAUUGAUAAAUGUAGCAUGAUCAGUUGUUUGUACUAGAACACUGGAAUCAGUGAGGAGGCCAACAUCUGACAAAUUUUAUAUGCAAAGUUUGUUCAUUUAUAUACAUGUAUACCAUAUUCGACCUAAUAAAUGUACCUGCCCUUAUAACUGCACUAUUUUUUCAUGGAAAAAAGGUUGGGUGCACUAUAAUUAAAACAUAAAAAUGUUUCCUACAUCACUGAUCUGCUAAUAUAAGCUUCAAUUUAACCAAAGUUUUCACUACAUAAAGCUGUCUAAAAGAAUUGUUUUUUUCACCCAGAUUUCACAUGGAAAUUAAACUUUUCCCUGUACAUAGUUUUAUUUGGCGCACUCAUUUUGAGUUUUUGUAAGUACACAAUGCGUUUAUUAGGUAGAAUACAGUAUGCUUUAUGGUUCCAAUAACACCACCCCGGUUCCCAUUUUGGGGACAUAACCAAGAUUUGAAAUAGUUUUUUCAUGAUGGGUGUCUUUGACAAAGCAAAAAGAAACUUGGGCUUCCAAAUGACUUGGCCUUAUUCAUGGGUCUCCAUCAAGGACAUGAACAUCUAUAUUUUGUUCUUAUUUUGCCCUUGAUUUAUGAAUUUUGAGGAAGAAUUAUAGUUUCUUUUGUUUUUGUUAUAUUGUUUUGAUUUUAAAAUACUACCCAGUUAUUAAAUUUGAUUUUUUACUUUUUAACUCUCUGGUCCUUUGGGACUCAAAAUAGAAAUUUACAGGGAACAUUAUUAGGUGAUGAGGAUUCUAGAUUGUAGAAAUUGUCAAGGUAAUUUCAAGGACAGGGUAAGGAACAUUGAAAUGAUAAAGACACAAUAAACCUGUACAUAUAGUACAUAUCUCAAAUUUUUUCAUGUCAAAUGACCUUGAAUGGCCUGAGACCUGUUGUUGUUAAGGUACAUUGUAUAUGUACUUCUGAACAGUUUAUCAUUGUCAACUCAAUUUGCUUUGAAGCA